AGUAAUCUCUCUCUCUCUCAACUGGGUUUAGAAGAUAAAAUUGAAAUUAUGCUCUAGAUAUUUGGCUCAGAGAAAGAAGAUUAGUUGUGGCUUAAUCGUUUGGGUGUUUCUCUCUCAAGUUUUCAACUAUCAUCUCUACGAUCGAAAGAACACAAAGGCCACCAGUCACAUUGCCCCGGAGAAUCGGACUAUUUAAAGAACAUCUUACUGAUUUGGUGCUUCUAAUAGCUUAAUUGAUUUUUCAAGUUGGGAAUCUCAACGAUGAGCUCUACAAAGGCAAAUACAAGUAAAAACAAGAUGAAGGAAACUUUCGUGGACUUGGUAUUUUCUUGGUCUCUCAAAGAUGUACUUAAUGGCCAACUGUUCAAAGAAAAGGUGGAGAAGAUCCCCAAGACGUUCUUGUCAAUAGAGCAUUACUUAAGGUCAUAUAGGUUCCCUCUUAUUGAGGAGACACAUGCUGAUUUAAAUUCAAGCUUUUUGGGUAUAGCUCAAGCACCUGUAUGUGAAAUAUUGUAUGUUCAGAGAAUUACAAAAAACAAGCCACCCAAUGAUUUGUGUUAUAACAUUGUACUUAAAAAAAGAAAUAUGGAUGGUAAGCAAGACAAAAGAAUGUAUGAACCUGGGAAUGGAGAUCUUAUUGUGUUGUCAGAUGUAAAACCUCAAUCCGCUGCUGAUCUUAGUGGAACCCAAAAAUCCUAUAUUCUUGCAUUAGUCACAGGUGGGGGAAAUGGAGACAAUCCUCUUAGAGUCAAAGUCCGAGCAUCAAAGGAAAUUGUGAUUGAGCAAAAAAGGCAGAACAAGAGGCCGACUCUUUUUGCUGUCUAUUUGAUAAACAUGACAACAAAUAUUCGUAUAUGGGAAGCAUUGAACUCUGACAUCCACAAGGGAAACAUGAGUAUCAUCAAGGAAGUGUUGUGCACUGAUUCAAUUGUUGGAGUGAAUUGUGAUCACUGCUUUGCUCAAGAUGAAAACUUGCAUGAGAAAAAGUUGCUUGCAGAUUUACACUCAAUCAGUCUCAAUGGAUCUCAAAGUAAGGCUGUGGCAAGAUCUAUUAUGACAAGGAAUUGCAAACAUAAGAGCUCAGUUAAACUUAUCUGGGGUCCCCCUGGUACUGGGAAAACAAAGACAGUUAGUGUAUUGCUUUUGGAAUUCCUAAGGUUGAAAUGCAGAACGCUUACAUGUGCCCCUACUAAUAUUGCAGUAAUGGAAGUCAUUUCACGUCUCUUGAGAUUGGUUAGGCAGCAUUUUAGACAUCACAAUUUUGGCUUGGGAGAUAUAGUAUUAUUUGGAAAUGGGGAAAGGAUGAAGAUUGAUGACCAUGAUGACCUUCUUGAUGUAUUUCUUGAUUAUCGCUUAGAUCGUCUUAAAGAGUGUUUUUCCCCUCAUAAUGGAUGGAAGCAUUGGCUAAAUUCCAUGAUAUUGUUGCUUGAAGACCCUGCUCAGCAGUAUCUUUUGUACUUGAAAAGCAUAAAGAAGAAAGAAGAGAAGCAGGAUUCUGCUCAAAUAGAGAAACAAGAUAUCAAAAAAUGGAAGGGCAAGGAGGAGAGUGUUUGUGUGGAAGAAAGGAAAGGUGAGGACAAACCUGCACAAAACCUAAAGGAAGGGAAAAUGGAGAAAGAUAUUGUGCAAACUAGGAUAAAUAAAGUAGAGGAAGAUGGGAAAGUUAAUGAGUUUCAGACACUUGGACAGUUUAUAAGAGCAAGGUUUGGUUCCAUUGAGAAAUGCCUAGAGCUUUUUAUUAAAAUUUUUUGUACCCACCUUCCUACAUCUUUUAUUUCAGAAGGAGUUGUACAGAAAAUGGUAAGAGCUCUUGAUCUGCUUCAAUCUCUAGGGACACUCUUACAAAAUGUUUCUCUUACAAAUGAAGAGUUGGAGGAAAUCUUUCCUCAUUCUAAAAAUGUAAAUAACAAUGAUAGUGGAUCUGCAGCAUAUUUGGUUUAUAAGACUAAAAAAAUGUGCCUUGAGAAUCUCAGAUCCCUUUGUGAAACAUUCUCUGUUCCUGAAUUUUCUGAUGAAGAUUCAAUUAGAAAGUUCUGUUUUAGGAGUGCUCAUUUGAUUUUCUGCACUGCUUCAAGCUCAUCUAAGCUGCAGGAAGAAUGGAUGACACCAAUGGAAAUUGUAGUUAUUGAUGAAGCUGCCCAACUUAAAGAAUGUGAAUCAACCAUUCCCCUACAACUUCCUGGUGUUCAACAUGCUAUUCUUAUAGGUGAUCAACAUCAAUUGCCUGCAAUGGUAAAAAGCAAGAUCUCUGAGAAGGCUGAAUUUGGAAGGAGUUUGUUUGAGAGGUUGGUGGCUUUGGGGCAUGAUACGCACCUUUUAAAUGUCCAGUACAGAAUGCAUCCAUCCAUAAGCUUAUUCCCAAAUUUGGAAUUCUACAAAAAACAGAUCUCAGAUGCUCCGAAUGUAAAAGAAAGAUGCUAUGAAAGGCAAUUUCUUAAUGAUAAAAUGUAUGGCCCUUAUUCAUUUAUAAAUAUUUCUAAUGGUAAGGAAGAAUUUCAUGGGUGCAGCCAAAAAAAUAUGGUAGAGGUAGCUGUGGCGUCAGAGAUAGUGAAACAUCUCUAUAAAGCUUCAGUUGCCACAAGACAGAGGAUUAGUGUUGGUGUUAUAUCCCCAUACAAGGCUCAAGUUUUUGCAAUCCAAGAGAAACUUGGAAGUACAUAUGAGACACAAAGUGACUUUUCUGUGAGUGUUCGGUCUGUUGAUGGGUUUCAAGGUGGUGAAGAGGAUGUGAUAAUAAUAUCUACAGUCAGGUCUAAUGGGAAUGGAUCAGUAGGUUUCCUUGCAAAUCUUCAACGAACCAAUGUGGCUUUGACAAGGGCAAGGUACUGUCUUUGGAUUUUAGGGAAUGGAGAAACAUUAAUCAAAAGCAGAACCAUUUGGAAAAAAGUAGUACUUGAUGCAAAGAAUCGUGGGUGUUUCUUUAAUGCUGACAAGGAUAAGAUCCUGUCUGAAGCAAUAAUAUCUGUUCUGAUUGAGAGUGGCCAGCUUGAAAGUUUAUUCAAUAUGGAUUCUCUACUUUUCAGGAAAGCAAGGUGGAAGGUUCUCUUCAAUGAUGAUUUUUUGAAAUCCAUGAGAAGAAUAAAGAAAGUUGAGACUCAAAAGGAAGUUAUUUCUAUUUUGAUGAAGCUGUCCGGUGGUUUGCAUCAUUGUCAAAAGCCAAAAGACCUCCAUUUCAUUGAUAGCACUUCUAGUCAGCUGUUGCAACUAUGCAAAGUUGAUGCAUUGCUCAACCUUGUCUGGACUGUAGAUCUUCUCAAGCAAAAUGCAAUGUACAUUCAAGUUUUAAAGAUUUGGGAUGUUAUACCGUUGACAGAGAUUCCUAAUCUAGUAGAGAAUCUUGACAAAAUCUUCAGCAAUUAUACACUAGACAUUAUGGAUCGUUGCAAAUUAAAAUGUGUUAAAAGAAAUUUGGUAGUACCACUGAGUUGGAAAAUCCAUCCAAAUACUACUAGGCUCAUGGAUGCCCAAAAGGUUGAACCUGUUCAGAAUGUAUCGAAUACUUUAGCUUCACUUAGACUUGAGGAGCAACCAAAUAUUCCACCUUCAUCUAGAAACCCGAAAGUACCAGUUCAGAAUUUGUCAAGUCAUAUAACUUCACUCACUCAUUUGGAGAAGUUGAAUGUGGUGCCAUCAGUGUCCAAAAAUUUGGCAGUUCCCAUGGAUGGAGAAAUUCAUUCAAAUUCUACUAGGCCCGUGGAUGUAAAGAAGACUGUACCUGUCCAGAGUCUGUCAAGUCAUUUAGCUGCAUCGUCUCUUGGGGAUAAACUGAAUUCAUCACGACUAGAAUCUGAGUCUGUAGACCAAUCAACCUCCACCCAGUUCAAUGAAACAAGUUCAUCAGGAGUGCACGAUGGUAGCAAUGAAAGUUCCUCUUUUCUUCGCUGUUGUAUUAUGUGAGAGAUCGAGAGAAGGGGGUACCAGAAGUUGUGUCGUCAAAACUCAAAACCACCAUCAGACAUUUGUGUGCAGAAUUUUGCAGCAGUAGCAUUGUGGUUCGGCAUCACUCUGGAAUGGUGGCGUAUGGGGGAACAUAGCAGGAGUUCAAAUCUGCGCCCCACAGUGUCCCACAGCACAUUUCACAUGCACCCCAUGUCCAGUGGAGUUAGUGGAACCAGCCUAUUUUGGGCCUUUAUUGUACAACCAGGGGUAUUUUGGUCAUUUUAGUUUCUUUUACAGAUUCAUAUAUAAGUUAAAGAAACUAGAUGAAUCAACUAAUUUAACUUGAAAAUUUGGCAAUUGUAUA
Molecule: messenger RNA, 4243 nt
Organism: Nelumbo nucifera (sacred lotus)
Lineage: Eukaryota; Viridiplantae; Streptophyta; Magnoliopsida; Proteales; Nelumbonaceae
Product: P-loop containing nucleoside triphosphate hydrolases superfamily protein
Molecular function (GO): helicase activity
Source: RefSeq, a predicted model, not a curated record